CGGCUAUAGAGGUGGACCAAAGUCAACUCGUUCUCUCGCUGGAGGAAAAGACUGAAUUCGAGACCAGGAAGUGUUGACGAGUUUACAUCUGACGGUCAUUCGAAGAAACAGUUAGAAACAUUUGAACUUCAAAGUAUAAAAGUGCAAUUGUUCUUUUUACGUGGAAUAAGUUAAAUCAACAAACAGUGAAACCAUGGGGUUGGCUGAUCAAAACAGGACAGAGCCAAGAGAAGGAGAGUCUUCUAAGGAUGUGGAUAAAGUUAAAACUUUGCAGUCUCAAGUGGAUGGGGUCAAGGAUAUUAUGACCCAGAAUGUAGAUCGGAUCUUGGCCCGUGGUGAAAGACUGGAUGAUCUGAUGGGCAAAUCUGAAGACCUGCAAGCUGGGGCCCAGAACUUCAAGCACACCUCUCAGAAGGUUGCUCGCGCUUACUGGUGGAAGAACGUGAAGCUGAUUGUGCUUAUUGUUGUGAUAGUCCUUAUCAUUGUACUGAUUGUAAUAUUCCUUGCUACUGGUGUGAUCCCGACCGGUUCCCCCGCACCCAAACCUCCUACUCCAUAGGAUUUCUAUUAGUUACAAGCACUCUCACAUACACAUACAGAUAUAUGCGACCAUGUCCACACACCAGUACAGGUCAUAACUUCAGGAACACACACACAUACCUUUCAUUUGCACAUUUAGCUCAUAUACCUUCAUAACUCAUGGUCUCACACCACCUUCAAAUGAGUAGCUUCCAUAAUGACAGCUCUGAAACCUUGAAGUGGAGGAUUUUAAAUAGACUAUAGAUGCAAUGCUGUCUGUUUUCAUUACUUCUCCCCUCCUGAAAGAUCAUCCUAGUGGCCACUUCAGCUGUCUUUAUGGUUCUCUAAAGCCUGAUAAAAUGCCAUAGUUGUAUACAAACACUUGCACUAUUAUUCAUAAUGAAGGCACCCUUUUAAUAGUCAUAUACUGGCAUUGAUUCGGCAAAGGUAAUGGGUGAAAGUUCUAUCUUUUGAAUUAUGAAGUAUAUUUAAGACUGUUAGAUUCGAUUACAUAAGAUGUUCUUCAAGUGUCUCUAUUUUGUAUUUGAUGGGUCACUGUCUUUGUGCUUUUGCCCACAAUUAUGUUAUUUGUAAAAGGUCAAAAAAAAAAAAAUGUGUUCUUAUAACUGUUGCAUUACCCAAAACACCAUUUCAUUAUGGAAAUGUUAAAAUUGUAAGAAGUUUAGGGUAAUUUUACUGUAUUAAAUAUUUACUGAAAAUUGGCAAUGCCCCCAACUUCAAAACAGAGAAACUGAUUUUAACAUUUAACAUUAACAUGAAUUAACAUUAGUUAACAAUUAACAAGGUCAUCUAGAUAGGAAUGAUGGAUAUUUUCUGUAUCCCCAAAUGACUGCAUUGAAUUUGACAUGCAGUGUUACACUUGCACUGUGCCACAUGGAGUCAGUACUGUAAUCAGAAUAUGAGUGUACUGGAUCAAAAGUUUGGCCUUGCACUGCAGGAUCUUAAUGAAACCCAAGACAUGUAACUUUUUCCUAUUUUGAGAAAGGAGGAAUGUUUUAAAGCCUGUACUGUAAUUUUCAGUUUGCAGUUUUUGUUUAAAAAUGCUAAAACUUUUUACAUAUCUCAAUUCAGCCAAUGAAAAUCGCUUCUCUGAAUGUUCUUGUUUUCUGUGUAGCUUUAUGCACUUUGCUUCGGAGAGGUCAAGGCACUGGAUGUCUAAGUGUAGUCAGAAUUACUUGACUGUGUUGAAUGUUUGUAAACAUUAUUAUGCUGUAUCUCCUGUUGCUUCCAUUAACAUCUUACUGUCUAUAAAACUAGGAUGGUUUUUAAGCAUUUUUAUAUGUUAUUCUCCCUCAUUAUUAUAAACAAACCUUUUUGAUCAAGACAUUGAAUAAUUUUUUUAAUCAUCUACUACAAGUAAUAAUUUAAAAACCCUGUAAGUGCAUUGGAUUUGAAUCUUAUUAGCAUAAAUAUCUGGGAAAUGUGAUAUUUUGUAAAUAAAAUGUUGAUCUCUCAGCAAAA
Messenger RNA from Cyprinus carpio (common carp), 2001 nucleotides. RefSeq names its product vesicle-associated membrane protein 8-like. Gene Ontology annotation, cellular component: plasma membrane; SNARE complex. Gene Ontology annotation, biological process: SNARE complex assembly; vesicle fusion; vesicle-mediated transport. NCBI's taxonomy places the organism in Eukaryota, Metazoa, Chordata, Actinopteri, Cypriniformes, Cyprinidae. Gene Ontology annotation, molecular function: syntaxin binding; SNAP receptor activity. The record is from RefSeq and is a predicted model, not a curated record.